Cygnus atratus (black swan) is the source of this 2079-nucleotide messenger RNA. RefSeq names its product collagen like tail subunit of asymmetric acetylcholinesterase (gene COLQ). Gene Ontology annotation, molecular function: heparin binding. The transcript has 18 exons. NCBI's taxonomy places the organism in Eukaryota, Metazoa, Chordata, Aves, Anseriformes, Anatidae. The record is from RefSeq and is a predicted model, not a curated record. Bases 538 to 2079 code for a protein of 513 amino acids.
GAUUGCGUUUCAGUCACCUCAUAAUGGCACACUUAUUAUUUCUUCCACCUGUUGCACCCUGUCACUAAACUCUUUGCAGUCACACAGCGUCUGAUCAACUACUAGUGAUGCUUUCAUUUUCUCUUAAAUGCUAAAUAAUGAUCUCUGGUCAGUGGCUGUGGAGCCUCAGUGGCAUCCCUCAGCCGAAGAUGCACGGUGUAAGUGAAUGCAAAGCACCCCCAGUUAUAAACAGAUGUUAGGUCACUGCUCAUCUCUCUCAUUAAGGCAAUUAGUGACCUGUAGAAGAUGAUCAAUCAGGGAUUUUAUUCAUCUCGACAUUGGUGUCUGGUUGCCUGCACUGAAGGAUGCUGUUUAUAGUCCAGUUUCUAAUCUCUUCCUUUCCUGCUCAUUAUUAUUAUCAACCAAAGUGCCUUUUUGCUUCUGUUACCAAAACAGAAUCCCCCCCGCCACCGUUUUAGCAGCUAACAUCCACAAUGGGGGCAACUGAUCCAGCACAGGAGUUAAAUAUAACCGUGCCUAGUGUAAGGAGAAGAUUUAAUGGGAAAUGGUUGGCAUUCUUUCUUCCUAAAGGCACGGCGAGAGAGCGAGAGCAGUCGAGAGCCGUACACACACACACAGACACACAGACACACACGCAUCCCGCAGCGAGCGAGGAAAGAGGAAGCGAGCAGGCAAGACAGACAGAGAGGCAGAGCUGCAGUUGCCCAGGGCACAGGCAGCAUGUUUGCCCUCAGCCUUGUUGCCUGGGGAUUUUACCUUCAGCUUGUCUUCUGCUUUGCUUUCUCUCAGACUUCGUACGUUGACAAUGCCUUCCCAGUUUCCUCAGAUCUCCCUUGUUUGGAACAGAAGAAACAGCUUCACCACAGACCAUGCUGUCUCCUUGGCCCUCCUCCACCGCCCCUGUUUCCACCGCCGUACUUCAGGCACAGCUGGAGCACUAAGCUGCUUACUCUGGACAUGAAGGACUUGUGCCAGGAGCUCCAGAUAACAAUGCCUGAAUUGCAUUGCCCCACAGGGCCUCCUGGCCCCCAGGGUCCACAAGGAAUUCCUGGUAUAAUGGGACCAAAAGGGGAGAAAGGGGAGAUCGGCAGGCCAGGAAGAAAGGGUAGACCAGGUCCCCCGGGUGUCCCUGGGAUGCCAGGACCAGUAGGAUGGCCUGGACCUGUGGGACCAAAGGGUGAAAAGGGAGAUUUGGGUGUGAUGGGAUUGCCAGGUACAAGAGGACCAAUGGGCUCCAAGGGUUUUCCAGGAACUAGAGGAGAAAAGGGAUCCAGAGGUGACAGAGGUGACAAAGGAGUUAAAGGAGACCAGGGAGAAGUAGGCUCUCCUGGGAUGCUGGGACAGAAAGGAGAGAUGGGCCCCAAGGGACAAUCUGGAGCACCGGGACACAGAGGACCUAUAGGAAGACCUGGAAAACGAGGCAAACAAGGACAAAAGGGAGACAUUGGACCUGUGGGUAUCAUGGGCCCACCUGGAAGGCCUGGUCCUUCUGGCCAGCCAGGCCCCCCUGGACCUUCAGGAUCAGGGCAAUUUGCAAUAGGACCAAAAGGGGAAAGAGGACUUCCAGGACCUCCAGGGAGAUGUCUCUGCAGAUCCCCACAGAAUGUGAAUAAUCCACCAUAUGAGGAAUCUGUGUUUGGACACAGCUAUCCAAAAGUCCCUGCGAUUUUUGUGGUGAAUAAUCAAGAAGAAUUGGACCGGUUAAACACCGAAAAUGCCUUAGCUUUUAGAAGAGAUCAGAGAUCUUUGUAUUUCAAGGAUACCUUUGGAUGGCUCCCAAUCCAGCUCAGCCCUUUCUACCCCGUGGAUUAUCGCUUUGGGGACAGCGGUACCUGUGGAGAUGGGAUCAUCCAGGAUGGGGAAGAGUGUGACGAUGGCAAUGCGGUUGUGACAGAUGACUGCAUAAGAUGUCGCCGUGCUUACUGUGGAGAUGGCUACAGACAUGAGGGGGUUGAAGACUGCGAUGGGAAGGAUUUUGGAUAUUUGACAUGUAAAACAUAUCUCCCUGGGUCUUAUGGAAAACUGCGAUGCACUUCUUACUGCUACAUUGACUCUACACAGUGCCGAUACUUCACAUGA